CUCCGUUCUGUCUUUUUUUUUGUUCUCGAUUUCUGCCGGCCUUUCGACGUUCUAGCUGGCUAAUUCAUCGUCAUUGCUCGAAAUAGCUGCUUUCUUACGGUAAAUCCUGUAAUUAAGGCACCUGGUUGAUGACCCGGCCUACAAAAAACUGAAGAAUGUGAGAUAUUCCGCCCAGGAAAGUUUCUUGGGCUAGACUACCCUCAUCGAACCUCUCGGUCGCCAACCACAGAUUGAACAUUUAUUUUCCGACUUUGAAUCGUCUCUUGCCGUGUGCCCACAUCAAAAGCUGAGUGGCGAUGGACUCGAGGAAACUUUUCCAGAUGGUACAACACAACAUCCAUUCCCCUCUUCCCUUCCUAUGCCCACAUCUCUUAAGCUUUGUCUUGUGUCAUAAGGCCAAUGAGUACCCCAAGUACAAUGACACGAUGGCCUGCACGCUCAGCCUGUCUGGCACGAUGGCAUUGGCCGGUAUAGUGGCUUUAACCCUAAUUCCGACCACUUCCCCAUUUUUAAUGGUAUUGGUCGCCACUGGGUUCAAACUAUGUCAGUCAAUUCACUCUUUUGGAGCCACGUCCAGUCAGGCUGAUAGCCAUCAGGCAACAUUUCCAUCACAGCCCUUUAAGUCAUUGGGGUUUUGGAUGUUAACCGGUAGUGGCUUUACCUCUGCGCAAAACCCAGGGACGUACUCGUCUAGGCCAGAAGCGCCUUGCGCCUUCAAAAGGCGACAAGUAGUGGCAGGACGCAGGGAUGCAAGGAGAUGGAACGGUCGUGGAGGCGGUUUGAUUUUUCUUGUUUCUUCUUGUUCCUGUCCAGCGUGGACACCUUGCUGAGCGGCCAUUCAGGCCUCCCCGGAGACCCAAAAUCCAACAGCACUCAUGACGUUGAUCGAAACAAAAAAGCCGUUUGCCUUUGCAAGCAACCGAAUGUUUCUCCGUGAAGUCAUCAGUCGAGCAUCCCAACGGAAAAAAACAAGGUGAUGCUUCUGCAUCAGGCUCCUGUAGGGAAAGAUGCGGAACAUGGUCGAAG
Neurospora tetraspora is the source of this 1026-nucleotide messenger RNA. RefSeq lists its product as uncharacterized. Bases 297 to 830 code for a protein of 177 amino acids. The record is from RefSeq and is a predicted model, not a curated record. The transcript has a single exon. NCBI's taxonomy places the organism in Eukaryota, Fungi, Ascomycota, Sordariomycetes, Sordariales, Sordariaceae.